AUGUCCGUAUCGAUGCCUAUAAAAUUUCAAGAGCACUUACAGCUCGUCAAUGUUGGCAUUCAACCUGCCAGCAUUAGCUUUAAUACCUUAACUAUGGAAUCUGAUAAAUUCAUUUGUGUACGUGAAAAAAAAGGCGAUGGUCAGUAUGUUUUUGUAAUUGACAUGAAUGAUCCCAAUAAUCCAACAACACGUCCAAUCACUGCUGAUUCAAUUAUCAUGAAUCCUGUAAGCAAAGUGAUGGCUCUCAAAUCAGAGGGUGUCUUACAAAUCUUCAAUAUCGAACUUAGAACUAAGAUGAAUAUGUACAAAAUGACUGAUCCUGUCAUUUUUUGGAAAUGGAUUAACCCUAAUACCAUCGCUUUGGUUACUGCAGGAUCUGUCUUUCACUGGUCAAUCGAAGAAGGUUCAACACCUGUUAAAAUGUUUGAUCGCCAUGGCUCAUUGGCCAACACACAGAUUAUCAAUUAUCGAACCGACGAAAGCUGCAAAUGGCUACUUUUAAUUGGUAUCUCCGUUCAAGAUAGUCGGGUUGUUGGUUCAAUGCAACUCUAUAGUGUCGAUCGUAAAGUUAGUCAACCGAUUGAAGGUCAUGCGGCAGCCUUUGUUCAAUACAAGGGCGAAGGUCAACCUAACCCAACUACUCUGUUCUGCUUUGCGGCUAGAUCAGCCCAAUCAUGCAACCUCCAUAUUAUUGAAGUCGGUCAAGCCCCAGAAGGCAAUCAGCCAUUCGCAAAAAAGAAUCUGGAUGUUUACUUCCCUCCUGAGGCCGUUAAUGAUUUCCCUGUUGCAAUGCAGGCUUCUCAGAAGUAUGCUGUUGUGUUUCUAAUCACCAAAAACGGUUAUUUACACAUCUACGAUAUUGAAUCUGGGACGUGUAUCUAUAUGAAUCGCGUUAGUAACGAAACUAUCUUUGUGACGGUGCCAUAUGAGGCGACAUCUGGUAUUAUGGGUGUCAAUCGAAAGGGUCAAGUUUUAUCAGUCAGUAUUGAUGAGGAUAAUGUGAUUAAUUACAUCAAAAGCACGUUGAAUAAUCCUACUCUGGCUUUCCGCUUUGCUGCAAGAUGUGGCCUUCCUGGUGCGGAUGAUCUUUUCAUCAAAAAAUUUGAGUCACUUUUUGCCUCUGGUCAGUACGCGGAAGCCGCUAAAGUUGCUGCAAGUGCACCGAAUGGGAUUCUUCGAACUCCUAAGACGAUUCAAAAGUUCCAUCAGAUUCCAAAUCAAGUCGGCCAGACUUCGCCUCUUUUCCUUUACUUCGGUAUUCUAAUCGAUCAAGGACAACUGAAUAAGUAUGAGAGCUUGGAACUUUGCCGUCCUGUUCUACAGCAGGCUAGGAAACACCUCAUUGAAAAGUGGCUCAAGGAGGACAAACUUGAAUGCUCUGAAGAGCUUGGUGAUCUCGUGAAACAGGCCGAUCCUACUCUUGCUCUAUCGGUUUAUCUUCGUGCAAAUGUACCCCCGAAAGUUGUUCAAUGCUUCGCCGAAACUGGUCAAUUCCAGAAGAUCAUUCUUUAUUCUAAGAAGGUUAACUAUUCUCCAGAGUAUAUUUCCCUUCUUCGUAACUUGACCCGAAUCAAUCCUGAUCAGGCUCUCCAAUUUGCCCAAAUGCUUGUUCAAGAUCAGGAGCCACUUGUCGAUUUGGAACAAGUUGUCGAUGUCUUCAUUGACCAGGGUCUGAUUCAACAAUGCACCUCGUUCCUUCUUGAUGCAUUGAAACACAAUCGUCCAUCAGAGGGGCAUCUUCAAACCCGUCUUCUUGAGAUGAAUUUGAUGUCUGCUCCCCAGGUCGCAGACGCUAUUCUGGGUAACCAGAUGUUCAGUCAUUAUGAUCGAGCUGUCAUCGCUCAACUCUGUGAAAAAGCUGGUCUUCUUCAACGUGCUCUAGAACAUUACACCGAUCUCUAUGAUAUUAAACGUGCUGUCGUUAAUACUCAUCUUCUCACUCCAGAAUGGCUUGUAAAAUACUUUGGUUCACUGUCCGUAGAGGACUCUCUUGAAUGCCUCAAGGCAAUGCUUCAAGCAAAUAUCCGUCAAAAUCUCCAAGUAUGCGUCCAAAUUGCAACUCAGUAUCAUGAACAACUGGGUACCAAUGCUCUAAUUGAAAUCUUUGAGUCAUUCAAAUCAUUCGAAGGCCUUUUCUACUUUCUUGGCUCUAUCGUCAACUUCUCUCAGGACCCUGAAGUACAUUUCAAGUACAUUCAAGCCGCUUGCAAAACCGGUCAGGUAAAAGAGGUCGAAAGAAUUUGUCGUGAGAGUAACUACUAUGAUCCAGAGAGGGUGAAAAACUUCCUUAAGGAAGCAAAACUCACUGACCAGUUGCCUCUUAUUAUAGUUUGUGAUCGUUUUGACUUCGUUCACGACUUGGUUCUCUACCUCUACCGUAACAAUCUUCAAAAGUACAUUGAAAUCUAUGUGCAGAAAGUCAAUCCUGCACGUUUGCCAGCUGUUAUUGGGGGUCUACUUGAUGUUGAUUGUGCUGAUGACUUUAUUAAACAACUCAUUGCUAUUGUUAGAGGACAAUUCAGUACUGAUGAACUGGUAGCAGAAGUUGAAAAGCGCAACCGCCUGAAGCUUCUUUUACCGUGGUUAGAAUCUCGUAUCCACGAGGGAUCAGUGGAACCAGCUACUCACAAUGCUCUGGCUAAAAUCUACAUUGAUGCCAACAAUAAUCCUGAACGUUUCUUGCGAGAGAAUCAAUAUUACGAUAGCUACGUUGUUGGCAAGUACUGCGAGAAACGCGACCCCAAUUUGGCAUGCGUGGCUUAUGAACGUGGGCAAUGCGAUAAAGAACUUGUGGCGGUGUGUAAUGAAAACUCUCUCUUUAAAACUGAGGCUCGUUAUCUUGUAAGAAGAAAAGAUCCGGAGUUAUGGGCAGAAUGCCUGAGUGAAACUAAUACUUAUCGCCGUCAGUUGAUCGAUCAGGUUGUUCAAGCCGCUCUUUCCGAAACCCAAGAUCCCGACGAAAUUUCUGUUGCUGUUAAAGCUUUCAUGGCUGCGGAUAUGCCUAAUGAGUUGAUUGAACUGCUGGAAAAGAUUGUCUUAGAUAACUCUGUUUUCUCUGACCAUAGAAAUCUUCAAAAUCUUCUUAUUCUCACUGCGAUCAAGGCCGAUCACAGCAAAGUUAUGGAGUAUAUUUCCAAGUUGGAUAAUUAUGAUGCGCCGGAUGUAGCUAAUAUUGCAAUAACCCACGGUCUCUAUGAGGAAGCUUUCGCCAUCUUCAAGAAGUUUGAAGUCAAUAGUCUUGCCAUGAAGGUCCUCAUUGACAACAUUCAGAACCUCGACAGAGCCUAUGAAUACGCAGAGCGCUGCAAUGAACCAGCUGUGUGGAGUUUGUUGGCUAAAGCCCAAUUGAAUGAAGGAGUUAUUAAAGAUGCUAUUGACUCCUACAUUAAAGCUGGCGACCCAGCCAACUACGAUGAGGUGAUCAAGGCUGCAUCGGCUGCUAAUAACUACGAGGACCUCGUUCGAUAUCUACAGAUGGCUCGCAAGAAAGCCAGGGAAACUACUAUUGAUUCGGAGUUGGCCUUUGCUUUCGCCAAAACUGGGCGUCUUCCUGAUUUAGAGGAGUUUAUUGCCAGUUCUAAUCAUGCCAAUAUUACUACUGUGGCUGACAGAUGUUUCGAGGAACACAUGUACGAGCCAGCAAAGCUCCUUUACAACAAUGUGAGCAACUACUCUCGUCUAGCUAUUACCCUUGUUCAUCUUGGCGAAUAUCAAGGUGCAGUAGAGGCUGCACGCAAAGCCAACUCAACUCGCACGUGGAAGGAGGUUUGCUUCGCUUGUGUCAAUCACGGAGAAUUCCGCUUGGCGCAGAUGUGCGGUCUGAACAUUGUUGUCCAUGCUGAUGAACUUGAAGAUUUGAUUAAGUAUUAUCAACAACGUGGUCACUUCCAACAGCUCAUUACCCUCUUGGAAGCUGCUUUGGGUCUAGAGAGAGCUCACAUGGGAAUGUUCACUGAACUAGCUAUUCUCUACUCAAAAUUCAAGCAAGAAAAAUUGCGCGAGCACCUUGAGCUCUUCUGGUCAAGGGUUAACAUCCCUAAGGUGUUGAGAGCAGCUGAACAAGCCCACCUCUGGGCUGAGCUUGUCUUCCUCUAUGAUCGCUAUGAGGAAUAUGACAAUGCGGUUCAGACCAUGAUGGCCCAUCCCACAGAAGCCUGGCGCGAAAACCACUUUAAAGACAUGAUCACCAAGGUGGCCAAUUUGGAACUCUACUAUAAAGCCAUCCAAUUUUAUCUAACCUACAAACCUCUACUCCUCAAUGAUCUUCUCACUGUUUUGAUCCCACGUCUGGAUCAUACUCGUACCGUCGCUUUCUUCACAAAGAAUGGCCACAUUGCCUUUGUUAAGCCCUACCUCUGUGUUGUGCAACAAAGUGGUGCUAAUAAUAAGUCCGUUAAUGAGGCGCUGAACGCACUCUUGAUUGAGGAGGAAGACUAUCAGGCUUUGCGGCAUUCGAUUGAAACCCAUACCAACUUUGAUAACAUUGCUCUAGCCCAAGCUCUUGAGAAACACGAGCUCACUGAGUUUCGCAGACUUUCGGCUCUCCUGUACAAGGGUAACAACCGAUGGGUGCAGAGUAUUGAGCUGUGCAAACGGGAUAAACUCUAUCGGGAUGCCAUGCAAUAUGCGGCCGAUUCUCGUGAUCCUGAAACAGCUGAAGAUCUUCUUCGAUGGUUCUUAUCAGAGAACUUACCUGAUUGCUUUGCAGCUUGUCUCUACCAGUGCUAUGAUCUUCUGCGACCUGAUGUUGUGCUUGAACUGGCUUGGCGUAAUGGUCUCACGGAUAUGGCUAUGCCCUUCCUUAUUCAAACUAUGCGCGAACUUACUACUAAGAUCGAUCAUUUGGAGAAAUCUGAGCGAACUCGUACAGAGGAGGAAGAAAAGAAGGAGCAGGCAGUAAAUCCCCUUGUACUUCGUCUAGGGUUGGAUUAUCAUGGACCUACAUCCGCUGGUGUGGGUACCCAAUGGCCCUGGUUUGUUCUGGCCAACAAAAGUGACUAUACGGACGGCCCGUUAAUGCUGACAAGUGGAAUGAUGGGAACCCAGUCAGGUGCUUAUGGAGGUCCAUUGAUGCCCCCAGGUGCCCCUGGUAACGCUUUCUAUCCCACAAAUGGGCCAUCCUAUUAA
This is a messenger RNA of Rodentolepis nana, 5127 nucleotides long. Lineage: Eukaryota; Metazoa; Platyhelminthes; Cestoda; Cyclophyllidea; Hymenolepididae. The record is from the annotation of a GenBank genome assembly.